AUGUCCGUCUGCUCCAGCAACCUCAGCUAUGGCAGCAACAUCUGCAUGCCCGGCUCCUGUGACCCCUGCCCCGACUCCUGGCAGGUGGAUGACUGCCCAGAGAGCUGCUGCGAGCCCCCCUGCUGCGCCCCUAGCUGCUGCGCCCCAGCCCCCUCCGUGACCCUCGUCUGCACCCCAGGGAGCUGCCAGUCAGUGUGCACCAGCUCCUGCACGCCCCUGUGCUGCCAGCAGUCUAGCUGCCAGCCAUCCUGCUGCUCCUCCAACCCCUGCCAGCAGCCCAGCCGUGUGACCCUCUGCUGCGAGCCCGUGAGCUGUGUGCCCGUCUGCUGUGUGCCCGUCUGCUCUGGGACCUCCUCCCCCUGCUGCCAGCCCUCCUGCCCCUCCCCCUGCCAGCAGCCUAGCUAUGUGACCCUCUGCUGCAGGCCCGUGAGCUGUGUGCCCGUCUGCUCUGGGACCUCCUCCCCCUGCUGCCAGCCCUCCUGCAGCCCCUCCCCCUGCCAGCAGCCCAGCCAUGUGACCCUCUGCUGCGAGCCCGUGAGCUAUGUGCCUGUCUCCUGUGUGACCGUCUGCUCUCGAACCCCCUCCCCCUGCUGCCAGCAGUCUAGCUGCCAGCCCUCCUGCAGCCCCUCCCCCUGCCAGCAGCCCAGCCGUGUGACCCUCUGCUGCAGGCCCGUGAGCUGUGUGCCCGUCUGCCCACGCCCCUCGUGCUGCCAGCCCAGCCCCUGCCCCUCGUCCUGCUGCAGACCCUCCUCCUGCGUGUCCCUGCUCUGCCGCCCUGUGCGUAGGCCCACCUGCUGUGUGCCCGCCCCCUCCUGCCAGCCCAGCUGCUGCCGCCCGGCCUCCUGCGUGUCCCUGCUCUGCUGCCCCGCCUGCUCCCGCCCCGCCUGCUGCGCUCGUUCGCUCAUGGCCGCGCCUGUGGCCAUUCCUGACCGAGAGCCGCCUUGGAACCGAGGACCGGGAGGAGGCGGCCUGUCCCCGCCCAGGCACUCGGCCUGCGGAGAGCGGGGCCGCAGCCCGCGAAGCGCGGAGUCGCACCUACCCUCAGAGAGCUUCAACAUGAGCACGAAGCCUCAGAGCCACCGGCAGGUACAGAGAGUGGCCUCCGAGGCCCAGCACUCUCUAGGGAAGAAGGACAACGUUCAGCCACAAUCAGACGACCAGACUGGGGAUGAAUGGGAGGUGCAGGGUAAUGCGGAGGGCCCAGAGGAGCAUGCCGGUCAGCAGCAGGACUGUCCCGAGGAGAGGCCGCAGCAGGCGGGGCGGGAGCAGGCCGGGCGGCAGAGCAGGGACACGCAGGAGGCCGGGCGGCAGCAGCUGGGCUGGCAGGAGGGGGCGGGCACACAGCAGGCGGGGCGGGAGCAGGCGGGACGGCAGAGCAGGGACACACAGGAGGAGGGUCUGCCGCAGGACGAGGGGCAGGGGCUGGACUGGCAGCACGAGGGGCGUGGGCAGACGGGCACACAGCUCACGGGCCUGCAGCAGAGGGUCACACGGCUGGGCUGCUGGCAGGGGGAGGGGCUGCAGGAGGGCUGGCAGCAGGGGGAGGAGGUCCCAGAGCAGACGGGCACACAGCUCACGGGCUCGCAGCAGAGGGUCACACGGCUGGGCUGCUGGCAGGGGUUGGAGGAGCAGCAUGAGGGCUGGCAGCUAGACUGCUGGCAGCAGGGGGAGGAGUCCCCAGAGCAGAUGGACACACAGCUCACGGGCUUGCAGCAGAGGGUCACACGGCUGGGCUGCUGGCAGGGGGAGGGGCUGCAGGACGGCUGGCAGCUAGACUGCUGGCAGCACAGGGGCGUGCAGGAGCUGGUGCACACUGACUGGCAGCUCCCUGGGGUGCAGACGAGGGUCACGGAGGGGGCUGGAGCGCAGCAGCUGGGGGCGCAGCAGGGGGGCUCGCAGCAGCUCUCUGGGCAGUCGUCCACCUGCCAGGACUCACCGCCCACCACGGCCGCCUCCACCAUGUCCGUCUGCUCCAGCAACAUGAGCUAUGGCAGCAACGUCUGCAUGCCCGGCUCCUGUGACCCCUGCCCCGACUCCUGGCAGGUGGAUGACUGCCCAGAGAGCUGCUGCGAGCCCCCCUGCUGCGCCCCCAGCUGCUGCGCCCCAGCCCCCUCCGUGACCCUCGUCUGCACCCCAGGGAGCUGCCAGUCAGUGUGCACCAGCUCCUGCACACCCCUGUGCUGCCAGCAGUCUAGCUGCCAGCCGUCGUGCUGCUCCUCCAACCCCUGCCAGCAGCCCAGCCGUGUGACCCUCUGCUGCGAGCCCGUGAGCUAUGUGCCUGUCUCCUGUGUGCCCGUUUGCUCUGGGACCCCCUCCUCCUGCUGCCAGCAGUCUAGCUGCCAGCCAUCCUGCUGCUCCUCCAACCCCUGCCAGCAGCCUAGCUAUGUGACCCUCUGCUGCAAGCCUGUGAGCUGUGUGCCCGUCUCCUGUGUGUCCAUCUGCUCUGGGGGCUCCUCCCCCUGCUGCCAGCAGUCCAACUGCCAGCAGCCCAGCCGUGUGACCCUCUGCUGCAGGCCCGUGAGCUGUGUGCCCGUCUGCCCACGCCCCUCGUCCUGCUGCAGACCCUCCUCCUGCGUGUCCCUGCUCUGCCGCCCCGUGUGCAGGCCCACCUGCUGCGUGCCUGCCCCCUCCUGCCAGCCCAGCUGCUGCCGCCCAGCCUCCUGCGUGUCCCUGCUCUGCCGCCCCUCCUGCUCCCGCCCCGCCUGCUGUGGCCUCUCCUUGGGACAGAAGUCCUGCUGCUGA
Molecule: messenger RNA, 2742 nt
Organism: Lepus europaeus (European hare)
Lineage: Eukaryota; Metazoa; Chordata; Mammalia; Lagomorpha; Leporidae
Exons: 5
Coding region: 1-2742 (913 amino acids)
Cellular component (GO): keratin filament
Source: RefSeq, a predicted model, not a curated record